This is a messenger RNA of Anopheles coustani, 1721 nucleotides long. It is a transcript of the gene kri, whose product is annotated as uracil phosphoribosyltransferase homolog. The coding region runs from base 471 to 1148 and encodes 225 amino acids. The transcript is spliced from 4 exons. The record is from RefSeq and is a predicted model, not a curated record. Lineage: Eukaryota; Metazoa; Arthropoda; Insecta; Diptera; Culicidae.
UGUUAUCGGUCUCGGAAGCACAUUCGUCCUGGGGCAUGAGUAAAACGUGUUCCAUUUUCAACUCCACAUAACGUGCCGUGCCGGACAGAAGCGCAAGGUAUUGACCGAUGUUGGUAAAAGACGACCUCAGAUAAACCAGCCGGCGGCGUGCUUUGCUAGGCAGUAUCGUUUGUAGGAUCUGAUCCGAUUCGACCUACAUUGACGCAGACAGCUUCAUUGUGUCGUCAGAAAUGCGAAAGUGAACGAUUUUCCUAUACUCUCCAUCCCGUUUCCUCUGUAUAUCGUACCAACAACAUUACCGAUUCUUGCCAAUUCGAAAGGUGCCAUCUAAACUAGAGCACGGCUGAAAGAAACCGACACUGCAACGAGCACAAAGAAAACGUUAGAAAAAUCGUAACACCCGGCUUCAAUCAUAGUAUUCAAUACAAAACAGUAUAGAUUAAUAAACAAGAUACUAUCAGAAAAAAACAAUGUGCAGCGGCAACGAAAGCAAUGGCACGACCACGCCGGUACUUUCGGAAAAUCCAGCUGAUUAUGGUGAUAAUUUAAAAAUACUGGACUGUAACGAUCAGGUGAAGGAGCUGCAGACGAUCAUCCGGGAUAAAAACACCACGAGGAGCGAUUUCAAAUUCUACGCGGACCGGCUAAUAAGGCUGGUGAUCGAGGAAAGCCUUAAUCAGCUACCAUACUCGGACUGCUCGGUUGUCACGCCGACCGGCGCUAUCUACGAUGGGCUGCGGUACCGGUCGGGAAACUGCGGCGUGUCAAUCAUACGAUCGGGUGAAGCGAUGGAGCAGGGUUUGCGCGACUGCUGUCGAUCGAUACGAAUCGGGAAGAUUCUGGUCGAGUCGGACGCGGAAACACAUGCGGCCAAGGUGGUUUACGCACGAUUUCCCGAUGACAUUGCAAGGCGGCAGGUGCUACUGAUGUACCCGAUCAUGGCAACGGGAAACACCGUAAUACAGGCAGUGAACGUACUAAAGGAUCACGGCGUUAAGGAAAGUUCGAUCAUCCUGUCGAACCUGUUCUGUACACCGAUAGCCGCUCGGAUGGUAGUGACGGCCUUUCCGGAUCUGAAGAUACUUACCUCCGAGUUAAAUCCGGUCGCACCGAAUCAUUUCGGCCAGAAGUACUUCGGAACUGACUGAACACGGACCCUGCUGGUAGCACCUCGCCAUCCUGUUCCGAUAGUAUUGCACUACGAAAAUUCUGUGUCCCGCUCUUCCGCAUCGACCAUCGAGAAAUUUGCAAUCCUAGGGUCGGCCAAGCGAUAGUAAAGCAGCAUCUUUGGUACUUACCUUCUAUAAAAGUGCAUAUAUAAUCGCCAUUGGCCUUAGUGGAAACAAAAGUACAGUUGCUUCGCGGGAGGUGUGAAAAUGAUCACCUGAUCGGUUUCUAGACAUCUGAACUCUGCCGAACUGAUCGGUCUACUUAAUGUGCUUGGAAAAGAGCACGGUUGCUAGGUAGCAUGGAUUUCGUACUCGCAUGCUCUUCGUUACUUGUUUUUCCUCUUGAACUAACGGCAAAGCUAGAAUGUAGAAUUUCUCCCGCCAUAAAAGCGCAAGGAAGAAAGGAAAUCCUUGCAAAGUAAGUCAAAAGUCGAAUCACUGUCAAACUGGCUAUCAACCGUAGCGAGCGUGUGGAUAAAAUUAUUACAUUAAGUUCUAAUGUAUAAGGGAAAACAUGUUAGCUGUUAAAGAAUAUACUUACGUGCAUUUUAA